CCUUCCUCAGACCCCAGCACCGCUUUGGACCGGCUGGCUGGCUGCCCAACCGACGGACUGACUGACGUACCUCCCGCUUUCCCGCCCCCGCCUCAUUUUUCCCUCGGUUCUCCUGGGCUCGCGGGCCAGGCGCCUGUGUCUCCCCGCCCCUCGCCUCGGCCCUUUCCUUUCCCAGCACCUCGGCUGGCGGCGGCGGCGGCGGCGGCGGCGGGAGGCGUCGGCCUCGAGGAUGAAGUGUAAGCCGAACCAGACGCGGACCUACGACCCAGAGGGGUUCAAGAAGCGGGCGGCGUGCCUAUGCUUCCGGAGCGAGCAGGAGGACGAGGUUCUGUUAGUGAGUAGCAGUCGGUACCCGGACCGCUGGAUCGUGCCGGGCGGUGGCAUGGAGCCCGAGGAGGAGCCGGAUGGUGCAGCAGUCCGAGAGGUGUACGAAGAGGCGGGAGUCAGGGGGAAGUUAGGCCGGCUCCUGGGCAUAUUCGAACAGAACCAAGAUCGCAAGCACAGAACGUACGUGUAUGUACUGACGGUUACAGAGAUCCUGGAGGAUUGGGAAGAUUCAGUUAGUAUUGGGAGGAAGCGAGAGUGGUUCAAAAUCGAAGAUGCAAUCAAGGUUCUCCAGUGCCACAAGCCCGUGCAUGCCGAGUAUCUGGAAAAACUAAAGCUGGGCGGUUCCCCAGCCAAUGGAAACUCCAUGGCCCCGUCCCUGCCAGAUAGCAAUCCCUAAUGAACGGCAAAGAUGUUCAGGUUUGCUUUGAAAGAAUCAUUGAUGUGAACUCACUGUUCAAUGGAAUUGUCAAGUACAGGUGAGCAUUUCCAUGUCCCCAAGGAGAUAGCUCGCCUGGUUUUCCUCCUACAUCUUGAGACAGUUCUUCCCUGACUAUUCCACUGACACUUUUGCCCUGGUUGUUGUACUAUUGUACGCGAAAAGACUUAAUUCAGCACCUGUAGCCUUUGUUGUGUUUUAAUGAUGUGUCUGCCUUCUCCAUUAGACUAUGAUAUCCUUGAGAGUAAGGACUAUGUUUCCUAACCUUGUGAGUAUCCUGCACCUGAGAUACUACUUGAAAUGUGGUUGGCAUCACUGUAGGUUCUUUGAUUCAAUUAAUAUUUUGUAAUCACUGUGUGGGAAAACAAUCCCCUUCCAAUCUGGUGCUAGUAGAGUAUAUGCUGUCUAGGCACCAUGUGUGUGGCUUUUGUGUAUCAGGUGUUUCAGAAACAUUUCAAGACAGUUGUCAGAUGUCUGAGGACAAUAAUUAUUAUUCAUAUUUCUAUGUCAUACCCCAUGGUAGAUAGCACAGUUUAAGAUUAAUCCAUGACUUAGGAUUGCAUAACAACCUUAGUGUUUUUAUACUAUUGUUAAUUUGCUUAAAAUUUUAUUCAAAAUACAUCACUUGCUAUAAAGGUAACUGUAAAAAUGAAUACAGUGAACACAAGAUAAUAUUAUGAGUUUUUAUAAAAAUAAAUUUUAAACUAUAUACAAAUAAUAAAACUUAAAUUUUGCAAUGCCCUAACCACUUCUCACAUGUUAUCUUAACAUCUCUUUGAAGAAAACAUUGUUUUUUCUCAUUUUAUACAUUCUGGAUACUGUAUUAUUUGAUGCCAGAACUGAUAAAGACCGCAGCAUAGGCAGUUUUCAAGUUAAUUAUGCCAUUUAGUUUUCCUGGGUUUCUUUUGCUUCUCUUACUGAUUCAUUUGACCACAAUUUUGAUCCCCUUUUCUAAUACACUAAGCUAGCUACUCAUCCCACUUGGUAGUUCUCCAUGUAAGAAUGCAAAGGGCUGAGACAGAGCUAAAUUGUUGUCACUUGGAAAAAGCAUAGGGAAGGAAGCUGUUAUGAGUGGGGAACAGAAAAUGAAGGAUUUAAAAGAGAAUUUGGGUCAGCUGCCUCCAAGAGAUGUCUUUAAGAAACUGACAACCAUGUUUAAUGGAAAUUUUAUAGAACUUUUUUAUGGGGUGUGUGAUGACAGCACUCUUUCCUCGCUUCCUCCAAAGCCCCUAGAAUGGCUUUAAUAUGAUAGUUUUUUUAAUAAAAAGCAGCUACCACAGAAAAAGUGUGUGCUUCAUUUUAGUGUUGUACCCAUCCCCAUGGUACCAGUGAAAUGCAUUGAUUGUGUCCCAAAAUCUUUCAGAAUUUGAAAAAAAAUCUUCCCAAAUUAUUGUUGUAUUUUUUUUUAGUUGUGGUAUGGUGUUGUAGUUGUUUUUAAAAAUUCCUUAUCUUUUAGAGAAAUGUACUGAAAAACUGUCAGAUGAAAUGCUGCUGUUAUUUGCUUUGAAAUAUUCUGAGGGUACGGCAGGUGGGAGCAUAGAUGAAACAAGAUUGGGUAUGAAUUGAUAAUUGUUAAAUCUGUGUGAUGGAUAUU
This is a messenger RNA of Choloepus didactylus (southern two-toed sloth), 2357 nucleotides long. RefSeq names its product diphosphoinositol polyphosphate phosphohydrolase 3-beta. The transcript is spliced from 2 exons. Gene Ontology annotation, molecular function: bis(5'-adenosyl)-pentaphosphatase activity; bis(5'-adenosyl)-hexaphosphatase activity; diphosphoinositol-polyphosphate diphosphatase activity. Gene Ontology annotation, biological process: diphosphoinositol polyphosphate metabolic process; adenosine 5'-(hexahydrogen pentaphosphate) catabolic process; diadenosine hexaphosphate catabolic process. NCBI's taxonomy places the organism in Eukaryota, Metazoa, Chordata, Mammalia, Pilosa, Megalonychidae. The record is from RefSeq and is a predicted model, not a curated record. Gene Ontology annotation, cellular component: nucleus; cytoplasm. The coding region runs from base 230 to 724 and encodes 164 amino acids.